CAUCUCCAUGGAUCGUUGUUCUCCUAGGGAUGUUCCCCCCCCUUUCGAGCUGGCUAUUCUACGGAGCAUUGUCUCAGAUUAUAAGGAGUCAUCAUACCAAUCUCUCCAGAUGCCACUACCUCCCGCCAAAAGACCAACAGGAGGACAUCGCGUCUACGAUCUACGAGCGUUGCCCCGUGUACGCCAGCCGCCGUCAUGGCGGGAAGGAAGCGCACGCCCCUCCCGUUCGAAUUCCUUCACUAUACUAUCGCUCGCAUACACGAGCCACCAUCCUUCCGACCAGUCCAGCCGGCACUUUGAGCCCUUAGGACCUAAACCAAACAUCCAACAUGUCGAGAAGCGCAUCAGAUCUUCACGAUGAUUCUCAGAGUUCUCCACAGGAUGAGACGUCCGGGAGAGCCUCUGACAUUGCCGAGGUGGAGAAGCCGCAGCACGGCUCUGUCAGGGAGACGGAAUACGUGACUGGCUUCAAGUUGGUGUUGAUUGUAGCCAGCAUGGCGCUCGCGUGUUUUCUCAUGCUUCUGGAUACGAUGAUCGUCAGUACUGCUGUACCACGCAUUACAGACACUUUCAACUCCCUUCCAGAUGUAGGAUGGUAUGCAAGCGCGUAUCAAUUUGGCAGUGCUGCACCUCAGCCCCUGACGGGGAAGAUCUAUACGCACUUCAACUCCAAGUGGACAUUCCUGUCGUUUUUCGGCAUCUUCGAGCUUGGCUCCAUCCUCUGUGGGGCAGCCGUGUCGUCAAACAUGUUGAUAGUCGGUCGUGCGAUUGCGGGAUUCGGUGCAGCAGGAAUCAUUAAUGGCGCCAUCACUAUCAUCUCGAGUUGCGCGCCCCUGGAGAGGCGCCCUGUCCUCAUUGGUAUCACAAUGGGUCUAAAUCAACUUGGACUUGUUGCUGGCCCGCUUAUAGGAGGUGCUUUUACUUCUUACACGACUUGGAGAUGGUGCUUUUAUGUCAAUCUCCCUCUAGGAGCAUUCACAGCAGCAACACUCGUCCUCGUACGAAUCCCUGAGCAAGCCAAGAAGGAGCGUGCGGCUGCUGUCCUGUCCAAGCUGCACCAUUAUCUUGAUUUGAUCGGAUUUCUCCUUUUCGCCCCUGCUGUGCUGAUGCUUCUUCUUGCUCUUCAGUAUGGCGGUAAUCAGUACCCCUGGAGCUCAUCUCGCGUCAUCGGCCUAUUCUGUGGAUCCGGCGUGACCUUUAUAGUAUGGCUAUUCUGGAAUCGCCAUAAGGGCGACGAUGCGCUGAUUCCUUGGUACAUGAUCAGGCAGACCGUCGUCUGGUCGUCGGGGCUCUUCCAAGCGCUCGUGAUGUCUGCUGUGUAUGGAGCAACGUUCUAUUUGCCUCUAUAUUUCCAGGCCAUUAACAAUGCCACACCGGUCCUAAGCGGCGUGUAUCUUCUCCCUAUGAUUCUCCCACAGCUCUUCGCUGCUGGCCUAUCUGGAGGUCUAAUCCAAAAAUUUGGAUAUGUCAUUCCACUAGCAAUUGUUGGUACAAUCCUUCUCACCGUAGGCAGCGGUUUGUAUUCGCUUCUACAGCCAUCUAGUCCGACUGGAUGGUGGGUUGGCUUCCAGAUACUCGCCGGCUUUGGCUCUGGACUGACCAUGCAGCUGGCUAUCCUCACAGUGCAAGCCGUAAUCGGGGAGAGAGAUCUCUCGACCGGCAUGGCAAUCAUCAUCUUCGCACAGUCCAUCGGACCAGCCAUAUUCCUGGUGAUUUUCAACGUCCUUUUCCUGGCUAGCCUGAACGGCCAGCUCCGAGAAUAUGCGCCGGGCGCUGAUGCGGCAGCGAUCGUGCGCGCCGGAGCCACGGGAUUCCGCAGGUUCGUUGCAACAGAAGAUUUGGCUGGUGUGCUGGUUGCAUAUUCCAACAGCGUCGACCGUGUGUUCUACCUUGUUGCUGGGGUUGCUGCGGCUUGCUCUCUUGUGCUCUGGGGAAUGGGAUGGCGUGAUCUGAGGAAGCCAGAGGAGAAGCCGAAAGAGUCUGAAGGGCAAGUUAUUUAGAAGUCUUGUUAGUGACGUUGAGCGAGCGUGCGAUUAGUGUUGAUGUAAUAGCUUAUUUUCGGUUAUGAUAUCCCAAAUGCAAUCAAUUUACUGUGAUAGAAAC
Molecule: messenger RNA, 2103 nt
Organism: Pseudovirgaria hyperparasitica
Lineage: Eukaryota; Fungi; Ascomycota; Dothideomycetes; Acrospermales; Acrospermaceae
Product: MFS general substrate transporter
Exons: 9
Coding region: 330-2000 (556 amino acids)
Biological process (GO): transmembrane transport
Molecular function (GO): transmembrane transporter activity
Source: RefSeq, a predicted model, not a curated record